Molecule: messenger RNA, 1026 nt
Organism: Bombus pyrosoma
Lineage: Eukaryota; Metazoa; Arthropoda; Insecta; Hymenoptera; Apidae
Product: trypsin-1-like
Exons: 4
Coding region: 116-928 (270 amino acids)
Biological process (GO): proteolysis
Molecular function (GO): serine-type endopeptidase activity
Source: RefSeq, a predicted model, not a curated record
UGGAUCGGUUAUCGAUUAUAAUUUAGAAUUAUCACCAGAUAUCGACUUCUAGCAUCGUAUAUAAAUCGUAAUUUCCACCAGAUUUCUCAAGUUGUAUUAAGACAAUCAUACAACAAUGCUUACCAAGAGCAUUCUGGCUGUCGUUCUCCUCCUCCAGGUCUGCUGGGCCAUACCCACCAACCUGCAGCCCCGUAUCACCGAUGGUGUUGCAGCCUCUCGUGGUGAAUUCAAAUACCAAGUUUCCAUUCAAUGGGGAAUCCCACCAUUAACUCAAUACAGCCACUCCUGCGGUGGUUCCAUCCUGAACGAAAAAUACGUCUUGACUGCUGGCCACUGCAUCAUGAAAGUUGGAAAAAGUAGGGUUGUCGCUGGCAAAUACGAAUUGAACAAGGCUGAAUCCAGUCAACAAGUCGUGGAUGUUGCCAGAAGCAUAGUCCACAGUGGAUACAAAGGUGGCGUUGCGCAACACGACAUCGCUCUAUUGGAACUGGCAAAACCCUUGAAGCUGAACGACCUUGUCCAACCAAUCACCCUGCCCAAACAAGGAGAGAAACAAACUGGACAAGCUGUCCUUUCUGGAUGGGGAUCAGUCUCUAAAACCAGUAAGCCCUCUAUGCCAAACGUUCUUCAGAAGGCUGUCGUACCCAUUCUCGAUAACAAAGACUGUUACCAUCAACUCACCUCCGGAUCUGUCAUUGGACAAAAGCCUGAAUUGUUCGACACCCAGGUCUGCUCUGGAAAUGCUGGCAAAGAAGUAUCUGCUUGCUCUGGUGACUCUGGUGGCCCACUCGCCCAAAAGGUUAAUGGAAAGUCUGUACAAGUUGGUAUCGUUUCAUGGGGUAUAAUACCAUGUGGAUCUAGCCACAUGCCCUCCGUCUACACUCGUGUUGCCUCCUACGUCGAUUGGAUCCACUCUCACAUGAAAUAAUUUGAUUUUGACUCUCUACUUCCAACAUUUUUUUACAGCAAAAAAUUUCUUCGAUAGCAAAUUUCUAUAGCGAUAAUAAAUAAUACCAAAAAAAAGAA